Molecule: messenger RNA, 540 nt
Organism: Parnassius apollo (apollo)
Lineage: Eukaryota; Metazoa; Arthropoda; Insecta; Lepidoptera; Papilionidae
Source: the annotation of a GenBank genome assembly
AUGCAUCGUCUUUUUGCUGAGCUGGAGCCAUCUUUAACCGUCUCAGAGCAAAACCUGGCAGACCGGGUUCGGUAUAUCUUGCGCUCAAAUAUAUUUGAUGUCGCCGAACUCGAACGACUACGACGUGAGGCUGUUCCCUCGUCGGAUGAAAAUGCUACGGCUGAGGAUGCGGCGCCACAAAUUGCAGAGCAACCCGCAAACGUGAUUGCCGCCGUGAAUACCCCAGUUGUGGUUGAUUCAAACGAUGAUGGAACAGUCGCCCAGGAACUGGAAUUAGAGCAUAUGAGGAGUACAUUGGAAGAGGCGAUUGUGGAAACGCGCAGUACGCCUCUCGAAAAUCGACCGCGACUUCCCCCGCAUAGCGCUAAGCAAGCGGAAUCGGGCUGUCGUGAGGGCUCUGAACCCAAUGCUGGUGACCUAUUUGGAAACCAGCCGGGACCUUUGCGAGACGGACUCAAUCCUUUUUGGCGCCGCGCUGGCAGUGUGCCGUAUUAUAGGCGCCAAGUUUUCCACGGCUGGACGCGCUACUGGCCAAAGUAG